Molecule: messenger RNA, 510 nt
Organism: Prorocentrum cordatum
Lineage: Eukaryota; Dinophyceae; Prorocentrales; Prorocentraceae
Source: the annotation of a GenBank genome assembly
AUGGCGGUUCUUUUUUCUCUUCUUCGAGCGACGCGUGGGCGCGCCUGCUUCUCGUUGAAGGCAGCCGGUCGCCAGCAUCGCUCCUUCUCCCCGCAGCUCCCGGAGCUAUAUGUCACGCUCCCUCGACGCCGCUUUCGCCGCAGGUCGCGCGAGCUCCUGGCUCCGGAGGCCGAGGGCGAUGCGCCGUCCGCACUCCUCGUCCCCGUGCGCCUCCUCCCCUCCUCCCAGGCCAGGGCAUGCCCGCAGGGGCCUUGCCUUCGGCGCGGCCCGCCCUCGCCGCCAGGCGGGCAGAAGAGGCGGUGGAGGCAAAACAUUGGCGUCAACAGGCAGGAGACCAUGAUGCGCUACUCCUCCUGUUCAACUGUUCGUGGCCCCGUUUCUCCGCCGCACCCGAUGCCCCACCCCAUGCGUCCUCUAUAUUCCUCUGCCGGCGGGUCGCACACCCUGGCGAAACACCUCCUUGCCGCGUGCCGCACUUUGGCGAAAGACGUUCUCUGCGUGAGCCCCUGA